Molecule: messenger RNA, 1748 nt
Organism: Alligator sinensis (Chinese alligator)
Lineage: Eukaryota; Metazoa; Chordata; Crocodylia; Alligatoridae
Gene: NSUN5
Product: NOP2/Sun RNA methyltransferase family member 5
Exons: 9
Coding region: 195-1397 (400 amino acids)
Biological process (GO): rRNA base methylation
Cellular component (GO): nucleolus
Molecular function (GO): methyltransferase activity
Source: RefSeq, a predicted model, not a curated record
CCCCGCAGAACGUGAAGCAGCUGUACGCGCUGGUGUCCGAGACGCUGCGCUACUCGGCCGUGCUGGACUCCAUCCUGGCCAGCGCCGCCCUGCUCAAGGCCGAGAAGAAGCUGUCCCCCCACCUGGCCAAGGUGCUGGUGUACGACCUGCUCUUCGGCAAAGGCCUGAAAUGCGGAGGCCGCCUGAAAGUGUUGAUGCUGAAGCAUCGGGCCCGGCUGCAGGCUGAGCUGGCCCGUCUUAAGGUCUGGAAGAAGGUGAACCGCAAUGAGGAUCUGCUGGUGCCGGUCCCGGGGGUGAGCCCAGGCAUGUGGCAAGCCCCUCAAGUGCCGCGUUAUGUCCGCGUGAACACCCUGAAAACUAGUGUGGAGGAGGUGAUUGACUACUUCAAACGCCAGGGCUAUGCCUAUCUGGGCAAAGCAACCAGCAUGAAGGACCUGUGUUCCCUCUCAGAGAAGCAAUUCUUGUUGGAUCUUCAUCUGCCAGAUCUGCUGAUCUUCCAUCCACAGUUAGAUUUCCACAAGAACUAUCUUUACAUGGCAGGACACAUUGUGCUGCAAGAUAAGGCCAGCUGCCUCCCUGCUUUCCUCUUGAAUCCCUCCUUGGGCUCCCAUGUGAUUGAUGCCUGUGCUGCCCCUGGAAACAAGACCAGCCAUCUAGCUGCCAUCCUGAAGAACAAGGGACAGAUCUUUGCCUUCGACCUGGACAUCAUGCGCUUGACCACCAUGAGUACCAUGCUGGUGCGGGCUGGGGCAACCUGCUAUGAGCUGGCCAAUCAAGACUUCCUGACAGUUGACCCUUACGACCCCAAAUACCGUGAAGUGAAAUACAUUCUGCUGGAUCCCUCAUGCACUGGCUCAGGAAUGGUGAACCGGCUGCCAGGCCCAGAGGGCCCCCCCAGCCUGGAGAGACUGCAGGCACUAGCUGGAUUCCAGCGCAAGGUCCUGACCCGAGCACUGCGGUUCCCCGGUGUGCAGCGCCUGGUGUAUUCAACAUGCUCCGUGCAUCGAGAGGAGAAUGAGGACGUAGUGCGGGAUGUGCUUCAGGAAUACGGAGCAGCCUUCAGAUUGGUGAAUGUGCUGCCCUCUUGGCCCCAGCGAGGCCUUGCCACCUUCCUGGGGUCUGAGUGCUGCCUCCGAGCUUCCCCGGAAGAAACAUUGACAAAUGGUUUCUUCAUCGCUGUGCUGGAGAGGAAGCCAGAGGGUGAUGACACUGCCUCAUCCAGCAUCCUUCCUGUGGAGGCAGAGGCAUCGGCAUCGGCAUCAGCACCGGCAUCGGCAUCAGCAUCAGCACCGGCACCGAGCACCGGCAUCGGCAUCGGCAUCAGCAUCAGCACCGGCACCGGCAGCAGCAUCGACAGCGGUAUCAGCACCGGCAGCGGCUGCUGCACCAGCAACUAAGACGGCUAAGGUUAGCGAGGAAACUGUCCCCCGUGCUGCCCGCAAGAAAAGGAGACGGGCAAAGCGACAGCGUGUGAAAUGAGGCUUCUCCCAAGAACUCUUAAGCUGCGUCAGCCUGGCCGGCUGCCAGGUCUGCUCAGCAGCAUGGCUGGAGCCUCUCCAUGUUGGGCACGCUGCUCCCCCCUAUGUAACUACAGGACAGGGUGUGCUAGGGCACUCUGCCAGCAUUGCCUACGGUUGUGACCUGCUGGGUAGACCGGCUGCUGGUAGGAGCUAAAGCCCCAACACUGCACCUGGCCUGGGCCUUUUGUCUAGCCUGCUUCAAUGCCAGUAAAAUUUGAGCUUGUUUCA